Molecule: messenger RNA, 396 nt
Organism: Melitaea cinxia (Glanville fritillary)
Lineage: Eukaryota; Metazoa; Arthropoda; Insecta; Lepidoptera; Nymphalidae
Product: histone-lysine N-methyltransferase SETMAR-like
Exons: 1
Coding region: 1-396 (131 amino acids)
Molecular function (GO): nucleic acid binding
Source: RefSeq, a predicted model, not a curated record
AUGGUAACUGUUUGGUGGUCUCAGUAUGGUGUUAUUCACUAUAGCCUUCUCCAAUCUGGUCACGCAAUAACAGCAGAUGUCUGCUGUGCUGAACUCCGAACGCAAACUAGCAAAGCAAAACUAGCAGUGAAACAGCCCCGACUCAUGAAUCGAUCUUCACCUUUAUUGCUCCAUGAUAACGCGAGACCUCAUAAAGCACAAGAAACUGUUUUAACUCUACAGGAACUGCAAUUAGAAACCAUUCGUCACUCUCCGUAUUUGCCAGACCUUGCUCCAACGGACUACCAUUUUUUUCGUGAUUUGGACAAUUUUCUACGUUAUAAAAAGUUUUCUUCUCAGGAGGCAGUACAAAAUGCUUUCACACAGUUUGUCGAAUCUAGAUCACCAGAGUUCUAG